This is a messenger RNA of Fomitiporia mediterranea MF3/22, 1257 nucleotides long. RefSeq lists its product as uncharacterized. The transcript has 11 exons. Bases 1 to 1257 code for a protein of 418 amino acids. Lineage: Eukaryota; Fungi; Basidiomycota; Agaricomycetes; Hymenochaetales; Hymenochaetaceae. The record is from RefSeq and is a predicted model, not a curated record.
AUGGCGAACGCAAAUUCAACCUCGAUCAAAUACGCAGCCAUAAAAUGCGAUCUACGCACUCCGCAGUUCCCCGGUUUGCGGGCUUAUCACUGUACACAUGCCUUCCUCGCUACUUCAAUCUGCAACUGCGUUUCACUGCCUUUGCAUGCCGAACUGGAGGCUGCGGCGCGAGCUUCGUCUCUUCGUCUCUUCGUGAAAUGGUCUACGGGCACCGAAAGCGCACAUUUCUACGAUGUCCGGAAUACGAGACCGAACGCAGACAAUGGCGGACGCACAGAGGCUCGACAUGCAUAUAAACCAAACAGGAAGCCAGAGCGGAGACUUCAGCCGCUAACAAAUAACGCUCCCGCCGAUUCGUUCACGCAAAAAUCGAAAGCAUCAGUCACCACAGAAACAGAUAAUGUCCAUGUCCCUGACCGCUCCGGUGGACGUACACCAUCACCCACUCCGUCGGAAACUGCUUUCCUCAAUAACAAUCGCCUUAUUGAUUGGCAUCGCAUGAAGACGUGGCAGUAUUGGUUCGAAAGGAAUAAACUGGUGAACUACGUUAUGUUUGUCAUGAGCAUUGCUUUAGUAGUUCUUGGUGCGCGAUAUAACAAAAAAAUUGUGCACGCUCUCAAUCCUACGGCACGGCAUCUGCGUGAUAUGAGCGCGGGAUGGCUGAUACCCAUUGCUAUCCUGUUCGUCAUAGCAUUCCCACCACUUAUGGGUCAAGAGCUAGCAUAUAUUCUUAUUGGCAUCAUUUGGGGAUUCUGGAUCGGAAUUGGUGUCACGGCAGCUGGCACUAUUCUGGGCGAGAUUUGCAGUUUCCUCGCUUUCCGGUACUGCUGUAUGGUCAGGGCAUCUAAAUUUGAGGAGAAGCAUAUUCGUUAUGCGUGCUUUGCCAAAGUCGUUCGAGCCGGAAGCUUCAAAAUCGCCCUCCUGACAAGGUACACUGUAAUCCCAGGACACCUGUUCACACCUAUAUUCACUACCUGCGGGAUGAACUUCUUCCUCUUCGUGUUAGCUGUAUUGCUAUCCCUCCCAAGACAAGCUGCCUUUAUUUACAUUGGGGAUGUCCUGGAAAAGGUAGAGGCAGGUAACGAGAGACAAUUAGAUCGAAUUCUCUCUGGUGUUGUAGUCUUCGUGCUGGUGACCAUCACGAUUGCUGUCAUGCUCUACAUACGACGCCUUAUGCAUCGGGUUAAGCAUGACGUCGUUUAUGCUCGGCGAAUGACCCGUGCGGAAUCCUCACAGGCGGCUCUCGAUCGUGCAUAG